This is a messenger RNA of Cryptococcus amylolentus CBS 6039, 1852 nucleotides long. RefSeq lists its product as hypothetical. Lineage: Eukaryota; Fungi; Basidiomycota; Tremellomycetes; Tremellales; Cryptococcaceae. Gene Ontology annotation, biological process: protein folding. Bases 28 to 1806 code for a protein of 592 amino acids. Gene Ontology annotation, molecular function: ATP-dependent protein folding chaperone; ATP binding. The transcript is spliced from 4 exons. The record is from RefSeq and is a predicted model, not a curated record. Gene Ontology annotation, cellular component: nucleus; cytosol.
AAAAGUGCUCUCUGCAUACAACUCAAAAUGUCUAUCCUUGGUAUCAACUUUGGUCAAUCAUACGCCUCCAUUGCCGUCAUCGACAAGGAGGGCCACCCCACAUGUAUCGCCAACGAGGAGGGUGAGAGGCAGAUCGCCUGUGCCAUCUCCUACGCCGGCGAGCAGGUCUACAUCGGUAACGGGGCCAAGCCUCACCUCGUCAAGAAUGGCAAGAACACCAUCAUGGGCUUCCGAAACCUCCUCGGCCACUCUUACGACGAAGUAGACCACACCGCCAUCCUCACUGCUCCCCUUAUCUCCACCUCCACCACCCCUGCCUACACUGUCGACGUCCUCAUCCCUCCCCCCGCCAAGGGCAACAAGUCUGGCGCUACUUCUGGUGCUGCCACCCCUGCCGCCGCCGAGCCCGUCGCUUCCCAAAAGACCCUCUCCGUCCCCGAGGUCACCACCUUGUUCCUCUCUACCCUCUUCACCUCUGCGACCGAUUUCCUCGGUACCAAGCCCACCGCCGCCGUCAUCUCUGCGCCCUCAUGGUUUACCGCCGAGCAGAAGGACGCUCUGAGAAAAGCUGCCAAGGCUGCUGGCAUCAACGUGCUCCAGGUCUUGGACGAGGCCGCCGCCGUCCUUGUCGGCUACAGGGCUGGUCUUAGUGAGGAGAGGAAGGAGAGGGGUCUUUUGGGUAACCCUGAGGAGGGCAACGCCGGUGAGGAGGAGGCUAGGGACAAGCGAGUCGUCGUGCUCGACAUGGGAGAGACCUCUUUGAACGUCACUGUUGCCCAGGUUUCUGAGGGAGAGUACACCGUCUUGGCCAAGGGCAAGGAUGACAAGGUCGGUGGUAGAGAAUUCGACAACUUGCUCUUGAAGCACUUUGCCAAAGAGUUUACCAAGAAGACCAAGAUCGCCCUCGACCUCCCCUGUGGCGAGUCUGCCCCUGAGGCCGACAAGCGAGCCGAGGCCAAGCUCCGUCUUGCCGUCGAGCACACCAAGCGAUCAUUGUCUGCUUCCAGCGGUGCCGCCACCUGUGCCGUCGAGUCCCUCAAGGACGGUUACGACAUUUCUUCUUCCAUCAACCGACUCCGAUUCGACGGUCUCGCUGCCCCCGUGUACCGAAAGAUCAGCGCUGUCGUCUCCAAUAUCGUCAAGGAGGCCGGUCUUGACCUUGCUCAGAUUGACGAGGUCCUCCUUGCCGGUGCUUCCACCCUCUUCCCCGGAUUACAAUCCAACCUCUCCUACUCUUUCCCUGCCACCACCCCCAUCACCGCUACUAUCGAUCCUGCCGAGGUGAUUGCUGUCGGCUGUGCCCUCGAGGCUUUGCACCUUUCCACCCUUUCAGACGGUCUCAAGAUUGAGGACGUGCUCGCUACCGUCGCUGAGGGCAAGGUCGACACUACCUCUGCCCCUAUCGGUAUCGUUCUUCCCGGACAAGAAGCCAACACCCUCGCUGCCGUCGUCGUCGAGUCUGGUGCCCCUCUUCCCGUCAGGCGACGAGUCGCCAUCCCUGCCCCCGCCGGCAAGGUCGCCCUUGAGCUCUGGGAAGGUAAGCACGAGGUCAAGGUCGACCUCAUCCAGCCUCCUCCCCGAGAGAAGGACGAGGACGACGAGGAUGAUGAGGAUGACGAAGAAGAUGAGCCCGAGGAGGUCAAGACUGCCAUCACUGUCAAGACCAAGGCUCUUGGUGCUGUCGAGGUCGAGCUGAAAAAGGAAAACAACCUUGUGCUCGAAGUCAUCGUUCAGCGAGAUGGUGGCCUCGAGGUCAGGGCUUGGGAAGAGGGGCGUGAGGAGGAGGCCGACAAGCUUGAGGCUUAGAUGUGUUUAGAGUGAUAUAUUGUAUACAUGCAUCUGCAUACGACGG